UAAUUGACCUUGACAGCGAAACUGCUGGAAGCGCUAAAUGUUCGCUUCCUCCGCUUCGUCACCCGUGGCUUCUUAAUUUCCUGUGGACCGCUUUGUGUCCGAGGGCUGCGGACACGGGCGAUGAGUGACAGCGAGGAGGACUGGCUGGCUCUGAGGCCCCAGGAACCUUCUCCAUCCCAGUGCUGCGGCAGCGGCUGCAAGCCCUGCAUCUACGAUGUGUACGAGAAGGAGCUUGCACGGUGGGAGAGAGCCAAAGCAAUGCAAGACAAAAGCCUUCUCGUGGGAAAGGAGGAGCAGAGCAAUAAUUCAGAGCUGAAUCCAGAUACAUUCACUGCAUUCAGCGUGAGCUCGGUGCAGCAGCUGACAGAGGACACCUACCAGUACAAAUUUGAAUUACCGGGAAAUAGCAGCCUGCCAUUGAGUUUAGGACAACAUAUCGUGUUAAGAGGAGUGGUGAAUGGUCUGGAGGUCCAGAGAGCCUACACUCCAAUUAGCCCCAGGAAUGCAGAAGGUUACUUUGAAGUUCUAAUCAAAUGCUAUGAAGCUGGACUAAUGUCACAAUACAUAAAAACGUGGAAAAGAGGAGACGUGGUCUUUUGGCGUGGGCCGUUUGGAGGGUUCCCAUAUCAACCUAAUAAGCAUGGAGAACUCCUCAUGCUGGCCUCUGGCACCGGCCUUGCACCAAUGAUUCCCAUCCUCCAGUCCAUAACAGAUGAUGAAGAGGAUGAAACCUUUGUAACUCUUGUUGGCUGCUUCCCAACCUUUGACAAAAUUUAUUUAAAACCUCUUCUGCAGGAUUUGGCUCGGUACUGGAAUAUUAGAAUAUUUUAUGUCCUAAGCCAGGAAACUUCGCUGGAAGAACUUCCUUGGAGCUAUCAGGAAAACACGUACACUGGUCGUCUCAAUGAAGACUUGAUGAAGACAAUAGUAAAUUCCUGUCGAAGAAAGCCAUUUGUAUUAAUCUGUGGCUCUUCUGCAUUCAGUGAAGAUAUGAGUAGAUACUUGAAAGCUGCAGGAAUUGAAGAAGAUUCCUGUUUUGUCUUUUAGCAGUACAUUCCUGACCUGAGGAACCUUAGGCUGAGCCUUGGAUGUCCUUGUUUCUUUGCAGACAUUGCACAAAAUGGGCCUGCUCAGAAGACUGAGCUCCUUGGAGCAACUGUUUGUUGAUCCUCACUCUGGGGUGUUUUAAGGAACAGGUGCCAUUCCAGAAUGGCUGGUACACGGUGUGCCACCCAUACUUCAGGGACCUGCAUGACCAUUUUAAUGGAAGUCUUCAAGUGCAAUUUUAAGAGAGAGAUCUCCUAGAUAACUAGAAAGCAUCUAGUUAUCUAGGGGUACUAGAAAGCAUCCAUGCACACAGCUGUGCUGUAAUAUGAGGAUUGGUGACUUGCUUUGCAAUCUGUGUUAUUCUGCAGUGGUGUUGUGCCCUGUUAGGUGUCCAGAGGAGAGAUAUAAUCCUCAGGAAUUCUUGCCAGGCCAAGGGGACAGCAGACUUGGGAUCACUUUGGUUCUGUCAUGUGCAGGCUGAUGUCAGGCAAGUCCCUUAAACCUCACUGUGCCUCAGUUGCCCCACUGUACAUUAAUACAGAGAAAGUGGCACUGGUCUCUGAAAACAGCCUUUCCAGCUAUAUAUGGAAAAAGUAUCCAUAAGGAUGGAAUGAUACAUCCUGUCUAGAGAGAACCUAGGCAGGCUGAGCUCCUGUCCUGGCACAGCCUGUGUUACCUACCCUGUGUUUAGCCCUUGAAAUGCUACCUGGGGACACAAAGAGCACGUCCUAAAUCUGGGAGGGCGUGGCUGGGUGGUGGCUGCUGUCUGUCAGGGAGGAUGGUUAUUUGCUUUCCAUGUCCCCUAAGUGUUGUAUCAUAACCCUUGCUCGUUAAAUUGAACCUCUUUACAAAUAAACAGCUGUUUGAUGUUGUCACAGGACUCUCUCAGGUGCCUGA
Molecule: messenger RNA, 1944 nt
Organism: Pyrgilauda ruficollis (rufous-necked snowfinch)
Lineage: Eukaryota; Metazoa; Chordata; Aves; Passeriformes; Passeridae
Gene: CYB5R5
Product: NADH-cytochrome b5 reductase-like
Exons: 7
Coding region: 121-1047 (308 amino acids)
Molecular function (GO): oxidoreductase activity
Source: RefSeq, a predicted model, not a curated record